AUGCCUCCUCUUCUUCUCGGCGUAGGGCUCAGCUACCAUCUGAAGAGUCUGACUCGGAUGAUCAGCCGUUGUCUCAGAGACUUCUCCGCCGAGCCCCCCCCCCCCCCACCACUUGUGCCAGAUUCGGGCCCUUCCGCUGUUUCUCCACCACCUCCUACUGCCACCCCUGCUUCUCCUUCACCUCCUAUUGCGACCCCGACUCCUGCCCCUAGCCGGGUAGAUGUCUCGCCUAAUCCCUCCACGGUUUCGGUUGAGCCUCCGCUAGCUCAACCUUCUCUGCUCGAGGUUCAGGUUGAUCCCCCACUGGUUCAGCCCGCUACUUCGCAACAGCCUCAAUGCGCUGAAGCUGGCCCCUCGCAACACCCUUCACUAGCUACCUCACCUCCAGACCCGUCUCCUGUGCCUCCCUCAGCUCCUUCGGGGUCUGCUGCUAGGCCUUCUAACUCCGCUGCGGGGCCUUCCCAAUCGCCACUACCUGUUCCUCUUUAUUAUCGUACCACCACUUCUUCUGAGGCUGGGCUACAAUCUCGGUGUGAUGUUCCCACCAGCUCCUUGACAAUGAAAGGUCGCCUGACCACUGUGUGGGAAGAAAAUGUUUCUCCUAUGUCCCAGGCCUGUGCAGAGUUCUUGACAAUAAAUCAGUCCUUCCAUGUCAUCCAUCGUCAAAAUAAGAUGCUGCAAGAUAAGGUAACUAAACUGGAGCUUCAAUUGAAUAAUCCGACGCAGGCUAGUUACGCCUUGAGAGCUGAAGUAAAGGCUCUAACCAAAAAGAAGAAUAGUCUGGAAGUAUCCUUGACGAUAUCUGACCAAAAGCUUAAGGACCUCAAGGAAGAAAAAAGCCAAGUUGAGGUUGUACACCAACAACUUAUGGACCAGCAAGCUUUGGAACAUCAGUGA
Zingiber officinale is the source of this 897-nucleotide messenger RNA. RefSeq lists its product as uncharacterized. The record is from RefSeq and is a predicted model, not a curated record. The transcript has 2 exons. Bases 1 to 897 code for a protein of 298 amino acids. Lineage: Eukaryota; Viridiplantae; Streptophyta; Magnoliopsida; Zingiberales; Zingiberaceae.